Aphanomyces invadans is the source of this 2590-nucleotide messenger RNA. RefSeq lists its product as hypothetical. The coding region runs from base 62 to 2494 and encodes 810 amino acids. The record is from RefSeq and is a predicted model, not a curated record. Lineage: Eukaryota; Oomycota; Saprolegniomycetes; Saprolegniales; Verrucalvaceae. The transcript is spliced from 7 exons.
CCCACAUUACCCUUGAGUCCAUCGUUUCUUCCGCAACCCCGAGUGGCAGCGCGCAGCGAGCAUGGCAACCAUCUCCGUUGUAAUGGACAGCGACACCCUUGACAGUACCACGAGACACGCCAAUGGCACAGGUGACCCUGACAAUGAGGUGAACGUGUCAGACAACUCUGGCUCGCCCAACACCUCAUACGCCGACCAGACGUCGGUGUCGUCGCCUGCAACAUCUUCGUCAACAGGUGCGCCAUCUCGAAUCAUGCGAUCGCGGACACGUUCCACUUCUUCAGUUUCCAUGAAGAGUGGUGGGGAUGAUGACAUGGAGGACGAGGAUGGCGGCCUCUCGGACUCCACGACAUCUACAUUGACCUCUGCCAAUGACCCAUCAACUACCACAACGACGACGUCAGCCCCAGCUAAGAAGCCGUAUGUAAUGGGCACUGCAGAAAGCAAUGGACUGCGCCGAACGGUCAAAGUGGUUGUGCAACGAACCACGGACGUCGAGCAACGUUUGCCCCAAAUGGUCCAUAAGAUUGGCGUGAUUGUGGAAACUCCUCGCCAUCCAAAUACGUGGUUCCGGGUGCGAUUCCGUAGCGGAAAGAUCCACACAUUUCGAGCUUCAGGGUUGAAGCUAUUAAAGGAUGCACAAGCCGAUGGCGAUGAUGUCGACCUGAGCGAAAUCCCCGAAGACCACGAUCUUGGUCCCCCGAGCGACGACGAACAUGACUCGGGUGGGCCGCCGCCACCGCCACCACCGUCCGACGACACCCACCGCUUCGAUAAACACGACAAAGUCACAAUCAAGUUGGUGGACCCCACAAAGCGCGAACUGGCGGACCUACGUGGCCAUGACGGCAAGCGAGGCGUUGUGCAGGAGGUGCUUUCAAACGGAGGGUUCAAAGUUCUCUUGGAUCGGAAACGGCAAGAUGGCUCGCCGACCACCGUUGUGAUCAAACAGAGCAAGCACUUGACGUUGCGCCGACGACGGAGUUCGAUGGACAGUGCUAGCCGCGACAGUCCCGACGAGAGCGGGACUAUGUCUGAGGAAGAAGACAAUGGAUCGACGAAGGAUGUGAUCAACGACGAAGGGUCGGAUGGGGACAACGAAGACGAAGAGGACGAGACCGUCGAGGAUGAGCCAAGCCGCCACCAGCGCAAGGGAAAGAAGAAAGACUCGGGGUCGCUGCUGUCGGACCUGGACACGGAAUUGUGGAUCGGGCGCCGGGUCCGUAUCAACGUGGGCAAGUUUUCGGGGCAGGCCGCGGUCGUGCUGAAGUCAGGCAACGGAUGGGUUCAACUCAAAAUGGAGGGCGGCCACGAAUCGACGGCAAAGCGCGCGUACGAACUCACGCUGCUCGAGUCGAUUGCUUCGAUUGAGCGGCAGGCGUCGUCUGGGUCGGCAGGAGACAAUGGCGGGUCCACUGACACAACACUCGAGAACGACAACGACUUGGAUGACGUCGAAGACAGCGGGUCGGAGCACGGCAGUCGCGUCGCCGGGAGCUCCGGCGGCCUCCGGCGCCGCGGUCACUAUGCCCAGUCUUGGAUUGAGAAAAAGGUGUACUUGCCAGGGAACCAAGGCACGGGCGUCGUGAAAAAGGCAGAUCGGGACGUGUGCACGGUUGAGGUCGAAAACGCGAGCAAAACCAUCAAAGUGUUCAAGAAGCAAGAGCUCGUGCUCAUCGAAGACGACUUUACGAUCCAGCAUCGCCACCGCCGUCCCAACAAGGCCAACAACUCGAAGCUCAACCUCCCCGAUGGCGUCGUGUUGAUGGGUAUCACGACCCAGCGGUACGCCAUGUUUCAGGACCAAGUAAAAAAACACGUGAUGCGCCGCCGGGACAAGAUCAAAAUGCGACCGAAUCUCAUGGAGUGGCAAGCGAUCCUGGACAGCCGGCUGCGGACCGCCGUGGACGUCGACACGUUGGCGGAUGUUGUGGACUUGUUUGUCCUGCCGUCGUGUGAGCUCUGCGGCGUCGAGAAGCAGGAACUGAAUGGAGUGUGCUGGAACAUGAAGUGCCCGCGAUGCCCAGUGUUUGAUUGGUCUAAAGCAGACGGGGGCAAAGGAGGAGGGUACAGUCGCCUUCCCGCCACGCCUUUGACCGAUCGGUAUGUUUCGCUCCAAGCUCAAGUUUCCUACAACGCUGCAAUCGCGCCACCACCACCGCAAGUUGCACCGGUCCCUGAACCAGAGUCGGCCGUUGCCCCUCUAACGACGAAUGUGCAGGAUGCUUCUGCUGCCUCCCGUAAGAGAAAGCGAAAGGAACACUCGACGGUGGAAGUGACUACAGACGACCACCGAGAUUCACCUCCACCUGCACCCGUCCAUGCGAACCAUGGAGACUGGAAACCCGACGAACCUCCCUUACCGCCGGUCGCCAUUAAGGUGGAAGCCCCUCGUGAAGUGCCUUCGACGACGUCUUCCCAAGCAUCGCCAACCCUGCCCUUGUUGCCUGUAUUUCGGCCACAGUAUGAGAGCGUUUUUUCCAAGAAAAUGUAGGAAUAUUGUGGAAUUUUUCCAAAAUUUUAUUCCAGCGGUGUACUCGUCAUCAUAAUAUGCCUAGAUAUUUGGGAUAUUUUGCACGCAAAAUAUCGU